UAGCGCGCAAACUUCUAAGCAAACAGUCGCCAGCGCGGCGCUCCUCAAAACCCUCAAAAUAGUCGAAGACAGACCCGCGAGGCACACGCGGCGUAUGCGUAAUUACAGUCCGUCAACAGCUGGCCAGUUGCCCACAGAGGAGCCACCACCUAUCCUGCGGUGACCCAAUUCAGGGCUCUCCGGCUCUAAAGUUGUAUCCUCGUUUAAGUGCCUCCUUUGUGUGUCAAUAAACUCGCGUGCCCGCUGUCCACUCUCCAGGUCAACGGAGCGAAGCCAAUCCCAGCUGGCCCAGUCCGGGUCACACGUCGCUCCAUUCAGCUGCUAAGACGAUCGCCACCCACGCCCAACCACAUCCACUGACGCCUCCUGGCGACAUUUACUGGCCUGCCUCUGCUGCUGUUGCUGCUGCCGACGACGAUUUGUUUGUUUUGUGCCAACUUUGAUGACUCACCGGAGAGACUCAGACUGGAACUGAAUCUGAGACUGAGUCUGAGCCGGGUCUGCGGCAGCUAAACAAGCUCAGUCGCGUCAUCACCUUGACCAAAGCCCACACACGAGCUCUGCAGCAAUCGCAUCGAAUUCAAACGACUGCCAUCGCAUCGAACAGACUCCAUUUGGCAAUGGCGUCACAAGGUUCCGGAGAUAUGAAGACCUCAAGGCUGGCGCAAAUGCAGAUGCGUUUCCAGCAGCGCACGCAACAGGAGCAGGAGGUGCGUAGGCGGGAGCUGAUGAGCACGAAGUCAAGUGCCGAGAACCUGGCCACUGGAGCACCCAGUGCCGCCACCACCAGGUUGAUCGGGAAUGGGAAAGUGCGCCAGAUGUUCGACGAGCGCCGCCGCGGGGCGGGCAUUGAUCGCAGCAAUCCCCUCAAGCCGAUCGGCACUCUGCCCUCGCCACCCGCCCAAACAAAAUCUCGCCCGCAGCCCCCAAUGCAGCGUCUCGUCAAGGGCGUGGCCGACUUGACCAUGCGGGAUGCACCAAAUGCACCAGGCAGGAGGAUCACUAGUGACAGCAAUAACAAUAAGUUCGCCACGCCCCGCGGGACUUUGAAUCGCAACCUUAAGCCCGUGGUCACCCGCAAGACACCGCCGGCCCAGGAGACCACGCUCCACCAACGUUCUCCCGCGCCACAACGCAGUCCCAAGAUUCAGGCGACCCAACGAGUAAGUGGAGGAACCGGUGCUGCCCCGACAGCCGGUCGUCUUUCGCCACCAUUUGUUCGACGGGCGGAACCCAAAUCACCAGUUAAAAAGGUCAACAUGGACACAACGACUGCAAUCCCAGAGGGCACCGCUUUAUGCCGCUACUGCGGACGCCACUUCAACACGGAUCGUCUGGCGAAGCACGAGGAGGUGUGCCAGCGCAUGCUGACCACCAAACGCAAGAUAUUCGAUGCCUCCAAGCAGCGGAUCGAGGGCACCGAGGCCGCGGCGUUCAAUAUGAAGUCGAAGGGCAAUCGCAACCGUUCAACUUACAGUAGUGCUGCCCAGCAGAAGGGUCUGACCACUGGAGUGAAGAAGAACAACUGGCGUAAGAAGCACGAGGACUUCAUUCAGUCGAUUAGAGCGGCCAAGCAGGUGAAGGCGCACUUGGCGCGCGGCGGCAAGUUGAGCGACCUGCCACCACCGCCACCUUCGGAGAAUCCAGACUAUGUCCAGUGUCCCCACUGUGGUCGCCGAUUCAACGAACAGGCUGCGGAGCGUCAUAUCCCCAAGUGCGUUAACAUGGUGCACAACAAGCCCCGUAACGGUCCGCCGGCCAAGAGGCGUUGAGUGGUGAUUGGGAAUAGAUAUUCGCCCAUUCUUUUACUUGUGAUAAAGAAGUUUUAUGAUUG
Molecule: messenger RNA, 1834 nt
Organism: Drosophila melanogaster (fruit fly)
Lineage: Eukaryota; Metazoa; Arthropoda; Insecta; Diptera; Drosophilidae
Exons: 5
Coding region: 621-1772 (383 amino acids)
Source: RefSeq, marked reviewed